GGCGCGCGCCGAGCCAGAGCGGCCCGGGCCGGGGCGGCGGCAGCCCGAGCGCCGCGCGAACCAUGGCCUCGCAGGGCGAGCCCGGCUACCUGGCGGCGCAAUCGGACCCAGGCUCCAACAGCGAGCGCAGCACCGACUCGCCGGUGGCCGGCUCCGAGGACGAUCUGGUGGCCGCGGCGCCCCUGCACAGCCCCGAGUGGAGCGAGGAGCGCUUCCGCGUGGACAGAAAGAAACUCGAGGCCAUGCUCCAAGCUGCAGCCGAAGGAAAAGGCAGAAGUGGGGAAGACUUUUUUCAAAAGAUCAUGGAAGAAACAAACACGCAGAUUGCAUGGCCGUCCAAGUUAAAGAUUGGAGCCAAAUCCAAGAAAGAUCCCCACAUCAAAGUUUCCGGGAAGAAAGAUGAUGUGAAAGAAGCCAAAGAAAUGAUCAUGUCUGUCUUAGACACAAAAAGCAACCGAGUCACCCUGAAGAUGGACGUCUCCCACACGGAGCACUCGCACGUCAUCGGCAAGGGCGGCAACAAUAUUAAGAAGGUGAUGGAAGAGACAGGCUGCCACAUCCACUUUCCAGAUUCCAACAGGAACAACCAGGCGGAGAAGAGCAACCAGGUGUCGAUAGCAGGACAGCCAGCAGGAGUAGAAUCGGCCAGAUCGAGGAUUCGGGAGCUGCUUCCUUUGGUGCUGAUGUUCGAGUUACCGAUCGCUGGGAUUCUCCAGCCGGUCCCGGAUCCUAACGCCCCCUCCAUCCAGCGCAUCUCACAGACAUACAGCGUUUCUGUGUCGUUUAAGCAGAGGUCUCGGAUGUAUGGUGCUACUGUCAUAGUACGAGGGUCUCAGAAUAACACUAAUGCUGUGAAGGAAGGGACGGCCAUGCUCUUGGAGCACCUUGCAGGAAGCUUGGCCUCCGCCAUCCCCGUGAGCACGCAACUGGACAUUGCAGCCCAGCACCACCUCUUCAUGAUGGGCCGGAACGGGAGCAACGUCAAACACAUCAUGCAGAGGACAGGGGCGCAGAUCCACUUUCCCGACCCUAGCAACCCACAGAAGAAAUCCACCGUCUACCUCCAGGGCACCAUCGAGUCUGUCUGCCUGGCAAGGCAAUAUCUCAUGGGGUGUCUCCCUCUUGUGUUGAUGUUUGAUAUGAAGGAGGAAAUUGAAGUCAGCCCUCAGUUCAUGGCGCAGCUGAUGGAGCAGCUAGAUGUGUUCAUCAGCAUUAAACCAAAGCCCAAACAGCCAAGCAAGUCUGUGAUUGUGAAAAGUGUUGAGCGAAAUGCCUUAAAUAUGUAUGAAGCAAGGAAAUGUCUCCUCGGACUUGAAAGCAGUGGGGUUUCCAUAGCAACCAGUCUAUCCCCAGCAUCGUGCCCUGCCGGCCUGGCAUGUCCCAGCCUGGAUAUCUUAGCUUCGGCAGGCCUUGGACUCACUGGACUAGGUCUGCUGGGGCCCACCACCUUGUCGCUCAACACUUCAACCACCCCAAACUCACUCCUGAACGCUCUCAACAGUUCAGUCAGUCCUUUGCAAAGUUCAAGUUCUGGUACCCCGAGCCCGACAUUGUGGGCCCCCCCAAUCGCUAACACUGCAAGUGCCACAGGCUUCUCUGCUAUGCCGCACCUUGUGAUCCCAUCGACAGCCCAGGCCACCCUAACUAAUAUCUUGCUGUCUGGAGCGCCCGCCUACGGGCACACAGCCCCGUCUCCCCCUCCUGGCUUGACUCCUGUUGAUGUCCAUCUCAACAGCAUGCAGACGGAAGGCAAAAACAUCUCCGCUUCCAUGAACGGACAUGUGCAGCCCCCAAACAUGAAAUACGGUACACUGUCCACUUCAUCGCUUGGAGAAAAAGUGCUGAGUGCAAAUCACGGUGAUUCAUCCAUGCAGACAGCUGGGCCGGAACAGGCUUCUCCAAAGUCAAGCUCUGUGGAAGGCUGCAAUGAUGCCUUUGUUGAGGUGGGCAUGCCUCGAAGUCCUUCCCAUUCCGGGAACGCUGGCGACUUGAAGCAGAUGCUGGGUCCCUCCAAGGUCUCCUGUGCCAAGCGACAGACGGUCGAGCUGCUGCAGGGCACGAAGAACUCGCACCUGCACAGCACUGACAGAUUGCUCUCAGACCCUGAGCUGAGCGCCACAGAAAGUCCUCGCGCUGACAAGAAGGCUCCAGGGAGCGAGCGCGCAGCGGAGCGGGCAGCGGCUGCCCAGCAGACGGAAAGGGCCCGCCUGGCCUCGCAGCCACCGUAUGUCCACAUGCAGGCAUUUGACUACGAGCAGAAGAAACUGUUAGCCACCAAAGCGAUGUUAAAGAAGCCAGUGGUGACUGAGGUCAGAACUCCUACAAAUACCUGGAGUGGCCUGGGGUUCUCAAAGUCCAUGCCGGCAGAAACCAUCAAGGAGCUGAGAAGAGCGAAUCAUGUGUCCUAUAAGCCCACAAUGACGACCGCCUACGAGGGCUCCUCUCUGUCCCUCUCGAGGUCCAGCAGUCGUGAGCACCUGGCAAGUGGAAGCGAAUCGGACAACUGGAGAGACCGAAAUGGAAUAGGACCCAUGGGGCACAGCGAAUUCGCGGCACCGAUUGGCAGCCCCAAGCGCAAACAGAACAAAUCGAGAGAGCAUUAUCUCAGCAGCAGCAACUACAUGGACUGUAUCUCCUCGUUGACGGGAAGCAAUGGCUGCAACCUGAACAGCUGCUUCAAAGGCUCCGACCUCCCUGAGCUGUUCAGCAAGCUGGGCCUGGGCAAAUACACAGAUGUCUUCCAGCAGCAAGAGAUUGAUCUUCAGACAUUCCUCACGCUCACAGACCAGGAUCUGAAGGAGCUGGGAAUUACGACCUUUGGUGCCCGGAGGAAAAUGCUGCUGGCAAUCUCAGAGCUGAGUAAAAACCGAAGAAAACUUUUUGAACCACCAAAUGCAUGCAGCUCCUUCCUGGAAGGCGGAGCCAGUGGGAGGCUACCCCGCCAGUACCACUCAGAUAUUGCCAGUGUCAGUGGCCGUUGGUAGCGGUACCUUCUGGACACAUACCUGCUAUCUGCAAAGGUGGACAUGAUCUGUGGACAGUAUUCACUGCACCCAUCCGUCCUUGGCACCCUGCGUGUCUGGUAUCAGGACCAAAGCAUUGAAUUCGCACCUGUACUUCAUGGCAAAAAAAAGGAAUGCAAGAGAAGUGUCUCGAGUUCUCAUGUUGCCAUAAAGCACCAAAGGGAGAAUGCUUUUUAAGCUGGCAAUUGGACAGAAUUUGCAAAAAGAGGGUAGGGCUUUGUUUCUUUCUAUUUACCUAUAUUACAUAUGCACUGAUUUUUUUUUUUUUUUUUUUUU
Psammomys obesus (fat sand rat) is the source of this 3299-nucleotide messenger RNA. It is a transcript of the gene Bicc1, whose product is annotated as BicC family RNA binding protein 1. Gene Ontology annotation, cellular component: cytoplasm. Bases 63 to 2984 code for a protein of 973 amino acids. Gene Ontology annotation, molecular function: RNA binding; protein binding. The transcript is spliced from 21 exons. NCBI's taxonomy places the organism in Eukaryota, Metazoa, Chordata, Mammalia, Rodentia, Muridae. The record is from RefSeq and is a predicted model, not a curated record.